ACUGAGAUGAGCUCAGCUAGCCUCAGAUCAUCAGCUGAGCUGAACAGAAAAGAAAAGAAAACAUUUCUGCAACAUAGGUUCGAAACGGACGAGCUAUCGUUUGUAGAUGUUCUGAAGGCACGAUUAUGAGCAGUAUCUUAGCAUCUGUUGUUGGAAGGCAGGUAGUGAGACACACCCGUAAGAUCCAUUCUCUCGCUCCGAGAGUCCAGGCAUCGCUCAGACCUUCCAGUGCCACGUUCUGCUUUUCUCGCCUUGCGAACACAAUGGCCUUUGCGAAAUUCGAGGUCGUUCCUGACGUAAUUCCUGAGGCUCCUCCGGCCAUCGCCACCGUGAAGUAUGCUGAAGCCGAUGCACAGGAGGGUAACAUUUUGACCCCCACUCUCGUGCAGAAUGCCCCCGCGGUAACGUGGCAGGACGAGCCUGGAAAGCUGUACACAGUGGCAAUGGUGGACCCAGACGCCCCAAGCAGGGCUGAACCGACGUACCGUGAGUGGCGACACUGGCUUGUCUUCAAUGUGCCCGGCUCUGGCAAGGUGGGGGAAGGCCAGUCUCUGUUCGGUUAUAUCGGUGCUGGUCCGCCUCCAGACACAGGACUUCACCGUUACGUUUUCUUGAUUUAUGAGCAACCAAGCACCAUCUCACCAGCUGAUCCCAAGGUCACCCCUACGUCAACCAAGAACCGACCGAAAAGCUGCAUCACAAAGUUUGUUAGCGAACAUAAUUUGAAACUGGUUGCUGGCAACUUCUUCCAAGCAGAGUGGGAUGACUAUGUGCCGACUCUCUACUCUAAACUUGUGGACUAACCGAUGUGCCCUCUUCGGUCAGACAUACACGACGUACACGAGAAGUAAUGCUGCGGCACUCUUUGCACUGCGUGAUUGCUGCAGUCAGUGACCAGCGUAGCGUUAUUUCUUCUCCUUGCAACAUCUAUUAGAUCAUUAUAGCUUGCCAGUUGGCGUUUGUAGUGGAUGUACAGUUUUACUCUCCUUUUUUUUUACUACAUGUAGCAAUGUACAUGUACAUGUAGUACCGGUAUGUAGUGCCACAGCCUAGCACAGGUGGCAUCACAUACUGCCCAGUGGCGUAGCAUCAAUAACGAUAUGCACAGCUUUGCCUUUGCCACUGCUGA
Messenger RNA from Sycon ciliatum, 1129 nucleotides. Its product is annotated as protein D2-like. NCBI's taxonomy places the organism in Eukaryota, Metazoa, Porifera, Calcarea, Leucosolenida, Sycettidae. The record is from RefSeq and is a predicted model, not a curated record. Bases 126 to 803 code for a protein of 225 amino acids. The transcript has a single exon.